Molecule: messenger RNA, 4406 nt
Organism: Hippocampus comes (tiger tail seahorse)
Lineage: Eukaryota; Metazoa; Chordata; Actinopteri; Syngnathiformes; Syngnathidae
Gene: fanci
Product: FA complementation group I
Exons: 37
Coding region: 111-4085 (1324 amino acids)
Biological process (GO): DNA repair
Molecular function (GO): DNA polymerase binding
Source: RefSeq, a predicted model, not a curated record
UCGUUGCUAGCGGGAAAUACGCUGCUGCAAAGAUCCUGCGGUGGGGGGGACUGUUAUUGAUGUUUUUCUGUUGCUGUGUGUCUGCCUGAACUUUUCACUUUUCUUCAACCAUGAAGGCUGAAAUGGAAAGAAUUAUUUCCUUAUCAAAUGGCGACAGUUCUGGAGAGCUUCAAAAAUACUUGUCCUCCCUCUCUGAAAGCAAGCUCACUACGUUAAUUACCAGUAGUGCACUCAAGGGGAAAACGAUUGGCACAAUUAUUAAAGCCGUCUUCAAAGGCUCGCCACCUGGAUCUAGUGAAGGUUCAAAACGCAGACUGUUGCUUUACCAACACUGCAUACCUCUCUGUGAGUCUGGUGACCUCCAAAGUGAAGUGGCAGCUGAUAUUAUUGGACUGCUCAUGUUAGAGACACACACUUUGGUUGGACCCUCGCUUGCAAAACUAGCAGAUCUAUUCAUUGAAGAAAUCAAGGCAGGAAAAAUAAGCAAUGGCAAAUCUUUGGAGCUAUUUCCGACUGUACUUAUGGCUAUAACAGCUUGUGAAACAUUGUCAUACAGCAAAGGUGAGCUCAGUGGUGAGCAAUACAAGAAACAGCUGAUCAACAGCCUUUGCGCUAGCAGAUGGGACUCACAAUGUGUUAUCCAACUGACCACGAUGUUCAGGGAUGUGCCCCUGUCACUGGAUGAGUUGCGGUUUGUGGUGGAGAAAGUGCUGCGCAUGUUCAGCAAGCUCGACCUGCAGGAAAUUCCGCCACUUGUUUAUCAGUUGCUCUUGUUAUCUGCAAAGGGUUGCAAGAAACAGGUCCUCGAUGGAAUCGUUCAUUAUUUUAAGCAGCAAGACCUUCACCAGCAAGAGGAGCAGAAACAUGGAGAGAACUUGGAUUUAGAAGUUCAGUCCAUUCCGCAGGACCAGCUAAGACAUGUGGAGGGCACUGUUAUCCUCCACACUGUUUUUGCUGUGAGGCUCAACCAUGAACUUGGGAGAGAAUUCCUGAAAAGCAUCAAAGCUUCAUAUGGGGACCUUUGCCCUUUCAGCGUUGCCCUAUUGCUCUCUGUUGCACAGAUCCAGCGCUACGAGGAACAGGUGUUUGAACUUUUCAAGCGGGCAAUUCUCAAGAGCUUGAAAGAUGUGCAGCUGCUGCAGGGCUCCAAGUUCCUGCAGGACCUCCUCCCUCGUGGUCACUGUAACAUCACUGAGAUCAUUUUGGACACGGUGAAAAGCAGUGUCUUUGCAUGGGAUCAUGUGACCCAGGGCCUAGUGCAGCUGGGUUUCUUUCUAAUGGAUACAUUUGGACCGAAACCCAGACCAUUUGGAAAGACAACAGAAGGUUCUGCUGCUGUGGCCCGAACUCCUUCUCAGCUGGCAUGUAAGCUUGGAGGUCAGGUGCUCCUCCAGGGCUUCAAGAUGCAUGAGGCAAUAAGAGGCGAGAUACUGGAGCAAGUUCUGAAUCGACUGGUCACAAAGACUGCCUCACCUGUCAAUCAUUUUAUAGACCUCUUCUCAGACAUUGUAACCUCCGCUCCAAUGAUGUUGCUGGAAUCAUCCUCCAAGGUUACAGAGACAUUUGACCACCUGUCAUACCUUCCCCUGCCCACUGUGCAGGGAUUGCUAAAAGCUGUUCAGCCUCUGCUGAAAGUCAGCAUGUCUAUGAAAGAUGCGUUGAUUCUGGUUCUCCGCAAGGCCAUGUUUUCAAGCCAACUGGAUGGACGAAAGUCAGCUGUAACCGGCUUCUUGUUGUUGCUGAAGAACUUCAAAGUGCUGGGCAGCCUGGCCUCCAGCCAGUGCAGCCAGACAAUCUCCUCCAGCCAGAUCCAAGUGGAUGUUCAUUCUCGUUAUAACGCUGCUGCCAAUGAGGCCUUCUGUCUGGAAAUCUUGAGCAGCCUGCGUCGUUGCCUUGGCCAGCAGGCUGAUGUGCGUCUCAUGCUCUAUGAGGGCUUCUAUGAUGUUCUUCGUCGGAACUCCCAACUUGCAAGCUCCAUCAUGCAGACACUUUUCUCACAGUUGCGGAGGUACUACGAACCCGAACAAGAUCUCUUGCCCCCAUUGAAACUGCAGCCCUGCAUCACAGCUAGUGGAGAACAGAUCCACCUUCAGGAGCCUCUAGCCCACCUGGUAUCCUCCACUGUACACUGCCUUUUGUGGCUUACAAAUAUGCGACGAUCAGCCAAAAUCAGCGCUUACGACGAUGAUGAUAACGAAGACGAGGAUGAGGGAUAUCAAUCCGAGCUGCAAGUUAUUCUCGAGAGCAUCACAAAACGCAUGAUCAAAAGUGAAAUGGAGGACUUUGAACUGGACAAGUCAGCAGAAUUCUCCACUGUAUCCAGUGUUGGUGUGAAGAAUAAUAUCUACGCUGUGCUCGUGAUAGGACUCUACGAGGUCCUCUUGGAGUACAACUUUGUCAAAGGCAAUUACAGUAAAAGUGCCUUUGAGGAGUUAGUGGAGCUGUUCAACCGCUACUACAAGCUGUGUGAGAUCCUGAGGGAGAAAUCCGGAAAAGGUCGGCAGGCCUCAAACAAAAUUCCUCGGAGUUUACUCUCAAUGGGCUUCAUAUCAACUCUUGUCACUGCGCUCUUUCAAGACAGCUAUCAGAGCAGAGAGGAGGCGCUCACCGUGUUGCGCUCCAGUGGAGAAUUUGUACGUUAUGCGCUCUGCGUGGCUGUACAGAAGAUCCAGCAGCUGGAAGAUACUGGAGUUACAGACGGCCCAGACGGCCAAAGUUCAGACUCGACUUUCCGCUUCCUGUGUGAAAUGACAAGUGUGCUGAUGUGGCGGUAUACCAACGUCCCCAGUGCAACGGAGGAUGCUGGGAAGAAAGAAAAGCGGUCCAGCCUGUCACAAUUGAGCCUGGAGGGUCUUCUUGGGGUAUUCAAUGCAUGCCAGCAGCGCUAUCCUGACAAGAUGACCAAGCUUCUCUCAUCCUUUGAUAACUCGGACGACAUUGCUGAGCCAGAAGAUUGUGAACAGAUGAAGUACUGUUACAUCCGUCAAUUUCAGAGAGCGCUGUUUGCCCAGUUGAGUCGAGGAGAGGAGGAAUUUAACAGCAAAGAAGCUCAACUAUUGGUCAAAAUUUUGAGCGUGCUCUCACUCCAGCUAAAUCCCUCCUCUCAGCAAUUUGCUGAGAUGAUCACAUGGACGGUGAAAAUCUGCAAGGAGACCAGCUUUGAGGACUCUGCUUUGUCCAAAGGGCUGCUCUCACUUCUCUUCAGCCUGCAUGUUCUUUUUAAGAGCCCUGCCAGCUUGUUGCUGGAACUCUGUCAGGACAUCCAUAGCCACCUCGGAGAUAUUGAUCAGGAUGUGGAGGUAGAAAAGCAGUCGCACUUUGCUAUUGUCAACAUGAAAACAGCAAUGACAGCAGCACUGCAGGUCAUGUCUCAAGCGGACAAGGUGCUAGAUGAAGUGGACUGGCUAAUCGGCACAAAGAAAAGCCAGAUGGCCGCUGACAAAUCAUGCCCUGAAGAGGCCACACAGUCUGCAGGCCAGCAGGACCCUGCAGAGAAAGCAGUGACACUGCAGCUUGGAACACUCCUGACCGCACUCAACGAGUUGGUCCAGACCGCGUUGCAGCUCGGAACUUGCACCAUCACAUUGGUCAAAGUUCUGAGUCGCACUUACGCCAUCCUCACCACGCUCGUUAAAUAUUACAUUCAAGUUUGUGCCAGUCAGAGUGGUAAAUUGCCUUUCCGCUUUGAGAAGCUGGUCAAACUCUCUGGCUCCCAUCUGACUCCACAAUGCUAUUUCUUCAUCACAUAUGUUCAGGGGGGAGAGCCCAGUGUUGGAGGUGCAGACAAGAAGAAAAAGAAGAACGAGGUGAACACUGCUGCCACUGCAAAACUUCUGCGUCAGACAAAGGCCAUUCCCGACUUGAUCUUCAGCAUUGAACAGUAUGAGAAAUACGUCAUCACACUCUCAAAGAAGUCAAAGGUCAAUCUGAUGCAAUACAUGAAACUGAGCACCUCGAGAGAUUUCCGUAUCAAUGCUGCUUCUCUAGACGCGGCCCUGCAGGAGCAGGACAACACUGUGGAGGUUGAGUCACAAGCUGUGGAAAAGACUCAAGAACCCAAACUGAAGAAAAAACGGAAACAUUGAGCUGCUCACGUUGGUUACACGCAUCUCCUGCUUGCAUGUUGUUGAGCUUCCAGGCAUUUCUCCAUUUUGGGUUCACAUGUUACGAGUGUCCUUGGCCUGGUCCAUAAGAUUUUGUCUUCCUUUACUGAGGGAGCCUUUGGUGAUGUCCAUUAUUUGGUAGAUGUCCAAGGCUUCACCUGAAAGCACAUCUUGUGUGUUUAUCUGUUUUCACCUUUUGUUUAAUUUAAUUAUGAAGAAACACUAUAUUUAGCAUGUCUUGAAUUUCUGAACGCAUUUGUAUAGGUUCUAUGGCUGACAUUAAAACUGUACCAUACUGCAUCA